This is a messenger RNA of Chara braunii, 4609 nucleotides long. The record is from the annotation of a GenBank genome assembly. Lineage: Eukaryota; Viridiplantae; Streptophyta; Charophyceae; Charales; Characeae.
CCCGACAAAGAUCGUUGCCUUAUCUUCCUUGAUAUAACUUCAACGACGUCGAACAGUCGAAAUUGGUUGAAGGGAUGCAAGGGAGGUAUGACUGGACUAAGGUCCGGCAAAAUGCGCUGGUGGGGAAGUUCGACGAUAUCCUCUACCGGCUGUUGAGGCAACAAAAGGAGGAACGGGAAAAGGUGAAGCUGGGAGAGGUGAAGGACGGUGAGAUUUACAAAGCUUUGACCUGCAUGAGAGAGAUGAUGGAAGGCAUGAAGGAGGAAAGGUUGAAGUUUCAAGUCAUGAUGGCCAACGAGAAAAAGAGUAAGAGGAAAGGGAAAGAGCCAGUGGAAGAAGAAAGCGACAGUGAAAGCGAGGAGGAAAAGGAGCCGCCUCGUAAGUUGACAAAGGCGGAGAGGAAGGUCUUGAAUCAAAUUCGAGGCGGACAGGGGACUUCCCGUAAACAGGGGAAGAACGGUGGCCAAAACAAUCAAGGAGGGAAAGGCGGUGCCGGCGGUGGUUCGUUAGGACAAAGUUCCCAAGAUCAAGGGCAGUUUCAGCCGCAGGGUGAAAGAGGCUGCGGUCGAGGCCGUGGGAACGGACAGCGAAGCCGUUGGGCGGAACCUGAUCGCCCCAACAUUGAAGGGGGUAUGAGGAAGGAGGCGUUUCGCCGAAUGGGUCGUUCGCUGCCGGCGACGUUCCGGAUUGCUUCUCUCGAAGAGGCACGGUUGACCGAGGUCGAGGAGGCCAUGGCGUCGUUACAUAUUGACGACUCGACGGCGGAACUACAAGGGUUUAGGAAACAAGUGGUGGAACGAGCGCAAACCAUCACGAGGCUGCUUGCCCGAUGCCGGGACUCUAUCAUCCGACUUUGCGUGGACAUGGAGGAAGGAUUGCCGAAUGUCUUUCUCUUCGGCGAAUGGGGUGAUAAAAGGGAAGAUGCGUCUGGUGAAGCAGGGACACCUGCUCCGAGAGAAACAUCGCAAAUUGGGCCAAUGGUAAGCACGAUGAGACCUAGGCCUGUGCUAAAGAGGAGUGCUCCGACUGUAGCCGUGCAGACUCGGAUGCAGCGACGAAAUGAGCAGCUUCAAAAGGAAAGAGAGUCUGAAAAGGCGGUGGAAGAAGAGCCUAUCCCCGUUAGUGAGAACCAUGAGGAUAACGAGGAUGAGAAGUUGCGGGCCGAAGAGGAAGAACGGGUUCGUCGUCGUGCGCUGGAAAGGGAGCCGGAGAAAGGGAAGGCCGAAGUAAGCGAGGAGCCGCCCCGUGGAGCAGGGAUCGAUAUCGAGCAACUCGUCGAUAAGAUUCUGGAAAGUCAACGCGACUUGAUCACGCUGAAGGAAAUUUUAGCGGUAUCGCCGAAGAUUCGAGAAGAGUUAAAACAGCGGAUGACUCGCAAGAGAGCCGUGACUGUUAAGCUCAACGAAGUCAUUCCGCCGGAGGCUAACUGGUCCACGCCUGGGACAAAGAUGGAUCGGCGAAGUGUGUCGACCGGCCAUAUGAAGGUCCAGAUUGGACAGCAGGAGUAUUCGGCACUUGUGGAUGAUGGAGCCGAGAUGAACAUCAUUCGUGAGCGCCAUGCCAUCGAAGCUGGGUUGAAGAUCAACCGAGAUGACUAUGGGCUUUUGGUGGGAGCUAGCGGAUCGACCCCAUUCUGCGGGACAGCCAGUGGCGUUCUCGUCACGGUCGGAAAGGUCAAAGUCCGUUCUUAUUUCUACGUGUUACCUAGAGUGGAACAUGAGGUGCUUUUGGGAAGGGCAUUCCUAUGUCGAUCAAAGAGCAUCAUCAUUAACAAGCAAUAUGGAACCAUGUUUGUGAUCCUUUGCGAUCCUUUCUGCGGUUAUUACGAAGUGGUCAAGUGUGCGAACACUGGACCCUAUUGCUUGCGGAACCGACUGAACCCCGAAUCGUAUACCUUCCCGGAGUCAGAGAAAUUGAGACGGGAGAAGGAAUUACUAGGAGAGGAGCCGAAUCCUCGUGAGUUCUCGCUCACUUUGCCUGAUAUUGGGCAGGCGAUCGAUUUUGUGUCGACACAUGCGGCGAUUGAUCCAAAUGUGGUACAAGCCUUGACGGAGAUCAUCACGGACACAGGAAGCGCAGAAACUGUGCGCCUUGUUUACUCCCCGCUUGACACCAGCGCCAAACGUAAGUACAAGAAAGUAGGCGUGAAGGCGAAGUCGGUACCUGUUCUGAUCACUCAAGAGGAGGAAGUUUAUUAUCGCGAGGAGCGGGAGUGGAUCAGAGGAAUGAAAGAGAGAGGUGAAAAGGGGCCAUGUCGGUUAACCAAAGAAAGAGUGGAAAGUAUGAUCAUUGGGGUGGAAAGUAUGAUCAUUGGGGAGGAGGACCUCCUUACUAAGCAGGAAAAAGGGUAUAUCAUCGAUAUAUUCAGGGGGGAACAUCUCUCCUAUGCGUUUGAUGAUGAUGAGCGAGGAAGGCUGGAUGUCGAUAAAAUCCCGAUGAUUAGAGUUCAUACUGUACCACAUGAGCCAUGGAAUGUGAGAGGGCCACGUUAUCCGAAUCCGGAGGAUCACCGUAAGGUGGUCGCGUAUCUCGAUGGAAAGAUCCAGACAAAGGUUGCAGAUUAUUCUUACGGGCCAUAUGCAUCUCCAUGGUUCUGUUUCAUCAAACCGAAUGGUACUCUGCGAUGGAUUCAGGACCUUCAGAAGCUAAAUUCGGUGACAGUGCGAGAUGCAGGUGGACUCCCACAUGCAAACCUACUGUCGGAGUCUUGUGAAGGGAGGUCUAUCAUCACCCUCAUUGAUUUACAUUCCGGGUAUGAUAAAUUUCUCAUUUACACUGCGGAUCGGCCCAAGAUGGCGAUGCAUAGUCCUCGUGGAUUGAUCCAUAUGUGUGUGGCGCCGCAGGGGUGGACGAAUGCAGUUGCCAUUGCUCAGAGAUAUAUGACGAGGGUUAUGCAGCCUUAUUGUCCUGACAUAACUUCACCGUAUAUUAACGACUUGGCUAUUCCAGGGCCUCGAACGAAAGACCUGGCGGAGGUGUUGUCGGGUAUUCGCCGCUUUGUCUGGGAACACGUCAAUGAUGUGGUGAAAAUUCUUAAGAGGUUGAAGGAAUUUAAUCUCACAGCUAGUGGGAUUAAGUCUCGGCAUUGUAUGAAGAGAGCAGUGAUCUUGGGAUUCCUUUGCGAUGAGAAAGGUCGUCGGCCGGAUGUGAAGAAGACUAAUAAAAUCUUGGAAUGGCCGACCCCUUUCAAGUCGAUCACGGAUGUGCGAAGUUUCAUCGGAACAUGUGGAUUUUGGCACAUCUUCAUGCGCAGGUUUGCCGCCAGAGUGGAGGACUUGCGAAAGCUUGUGCGCAAAGGCCAGAAGUGGGAAUGGGGUCCGAAGCAACAAGAGGCCGUGGAGGAUAUAAAGACCGAGUUCCAGGCGGAUCAGGCGGAAGAAUCAGUUCCGGUCGAUGCCUAUCUGAAGGAAGAGGAGUCGCGAUUGAGUAUUAACUCUCUUGCCUACCUGAUUAAUGCAGCCACUCGGCAUGGGAAAUCAAUAUGGAGUGCUCCUACCUGUCACGAGGUACGGUCAGAGCUCAUGAUGGAGGGACCUUUCAUUGAGGACCCAUGGGGUGAGCAGGCCGCAGAGGAAAUGAUGAGGCUGGCUUUGACCGAUGACAUCGACCUUAUGCUUGAUCCGCUAACGAUUGAACAUGGCCAUACACAGGCUGAUGACACUUUCCAAAUCGUUGGAAGGAUGUCAUAUAUCAUGAACUCGUUGGUUCAUGAGGAUCGCCUGAGGUUAAUGAAUGCGGAGGAAGGAGACAGUGAGGUCAAAGAAGCGUUUAAGGAAAAGGAGUACGAAGGGGAGUAUAAAAAGAUAGGCUUGUGGUUGAAUGGGGAAUUGGAUGAAAGUGAGGUUGAUCCGGUUGUGCGGGAGAGAAGCAAAGGAUUCGUUGUUCGUGACGGUCAUCUCUUUAAGAAAGUUGCUGAUGGUUUCCCAAAGAGGGUGGUAUGCGGAACCUCUCGACAGUUGGAUGUGAUCGCUGCUUUGCAUGAUGGGGUAGCCGGCGGGCACAGGUCUGCGCGGGUAACCCUGAACAAGAUCCAACGUCUUUAUUUCUGGGAAGGGAUGAACAAGAUGGUGAUUGACUUCUGUAAAUCUUGUUUCCCUUGCCAACAGAGGUCUAAUAUCCGCUACCUUGAGCCCCUAAAUCCACAUUAUGUGGUGCAUUUGGAUCUUUUGGUAAUGCCACCUGGUAUAAAUGGGUACAAAUAUAUCUUUGAUGCACGGGACAAUUUGACUGGGUUCGUUGAUGGUCGUGCCAUUCGCGAACGUACUGGGUCAGCCUUGGCGGAGUGCAUUGAGGAAUAUUGUUAUCCAUUUGUUCAAGAGAUUGUUAUGGAUCGAGGAGGCGAGUUUCGAGCAAAGGAGGUGCAAACGCUUUUAAAAAGACUUGGGAUCUUUCCAGUAAUGGCAAUAGUUAGCUUCGGCCAAGAAGCCAGCGUGAUCUAUGACGAUCUUGCUGAACUUCUCGUAGGUCAUCCCCUCCUCCUUUGUACGGGGAUACAACUGAAUACAAAGGGGGUCGGGUAGUGCGCGUGCAAAACUAUUCAAUAUCUGAGCAGGGGUCAAACCAUGUUCAUUGCAUUGUAACAGUUCGUCCAUGGUAGCUUUAAGCGCUG